This is a messenger RNA of Linum trigynum, 2272 nucleotides long. Lineage: Eukaryota; Viridiplantae; Streptophyta; Magnoliopsida; Malpighiales; Linaceae. The record is from the annotation of a GenBank genome assembly.
CUAUGGCGGAGUCUUGGGAGAUUUUGAGCAUUUUGAAUUUGCUGCGGUGCGAAGGAUUAAUCGCGGUUUCCUUGCAAACUCCAUUUUCUUCGAUCCUCUUUCUUCUCCUCACUUUUUCUGCAUUCUCAACACCCCAAGCUCACCUUUGUCACUCGAUUCCCCAUUCAUUCAUUCUGACUGAUUCUUCUUCGUGAUUACGGUUCUUGUGAUUCACUUCAAUUGGGCCUAACAGCUCUAUUGAGGUAUUCCCUUGAGAGGUGUGUUCGUAUUUUCUUUUUUUUCUUCCUUUUAACUCGCGAUUAAUAGUAAACUAUUGGAAAGUUCCGUUAUUUUCUCAAAACCAAAAGCUCACUUUUGUCAAUCAAUUCUCCAUACUUUCAUUUCCACCGCUUCGAGAUAUGACUUUAGAUGAUUGGCCACCAAGGUGGGAUGCGAAGGUACCAUUGCUUAAAUACGAGGGAUCAAGAUUUCAGCUCCUUCAUUUCAAGGAUCUCUCAAUGCUUCUGCAUACCUGGAUUAAGAGAGGAAGAUCGUCAUGUUCUUCCAAUGUGGUAACUACAACAAGCAACAAUAGGUAUACCUAGCCAUAUAUGAAUUCACUGAUUAUGCAGCCGUAUGGUGGGAGCAAGUAUAGCUCAAGAGAAGAAGGAAUCUGCAGCCGAGUGUGACAACUUGGACUAAAUUGAGAGGGCUCAUGAAAGACAGGUUCGUGCCAGGGUACUAUCAAAGAGAACUGUUUGAUUCUUUGCAGGGGGAUUCGGCAAGGAGCACGAUUUGUUGAAAAGUAUUUGCGGGAGCUUGAACUUCUCUUGAUGAGGCAGAUGUGAGGGAAGAUAAGAAAGCUACAAUUUUUGCGCUUCCUACAUGGCCUCAACAGAAAGAUUAGGCACGAAGUUGAACUUUGUCUGUUUGUGGAGCUGGAAGAAGUGGUUCACCUAGCCAUUAAGGUGGAGAAGCAGUUGAAGGUGAAUUCGGGGAGAAUGUACUCACCUUCACCCAAACAUGUUGCAAAGAGCAUUCCUGAGAUUAUUAUGAAUCACCCUAGGCAAGAAGGUGACAAACCAACUAUUAGAAACAUUGUCCUAGUCAUCCAAGCUAACAAUGAAGGAUCAACUAGAAGCAUCCAAUGCUUCGAGUGCUUGGGACGAAGUCACAAGGAAAACCAGUGUCCCAACAAGACAGCUCUAGUUAUGCGAGAUGGAGAAUACUAUUCAGACGAAGAGGAUGAAGAGAAGCCAAUAGGGGAGGAAAUCGAUUCUGAUGAUGAUGAAGUUGACAAGCACAUUACUAAUGAUAUUCCUCCAACGGGUAAGUUUCUUGGAGUUAAUCGUAGGGUGCUCUCCCUUGAAUCUCUAACUAAACAAGAACAACGAGAUAAUCUAUUUCAUACUCGCUGCCUAAUGGAUGGAAAUUUGUUUCAUGUGGUGAUCGAUGGUGGUAGUUGCACCAAUUUAGUUAGUCUUGAUGCAGUUAAGAAGCUAGGAUUGAGUACUAUUAAGCAUCCACAUCCUUACAACCUUUAUUGGUUGAACGACUAUGGAGCCAUCAAUGUCAAUAAGAAGGCCAAGGUUUUAUUUCAUAUUGGUGAUGCAUAUGAAGUCUGUUGAUGUUGCUCCAAUGCAGGUUAUUCAUCUCUUAUUGGGUCGUUCGUGACAAUCUGAUCGUGGAGUUACUCAAGACGGAAGGCGGAAUAGUUACUUGUUCACGCAAUGCGAUCGAAAGUUCCUGCUCAAACCAUUGACGCCAUAUGAGUUCCAAGAUGAUUAACGACUGAUGGAGCUGAAUUGGGCAAGAGAGAAAGGAAAUGCAAGUGGAUCGAAGUCGGAAAACGGAGGUGGAACUCAUGUUCUUGCUCGAAGGCACAUGUUGACUCCGCUAAGCAUAAUUCCAUUUGGGAAUUCUGUUGAUGUUGUCUCUUACAAGUACACUCCAUCUUUGAGGGCAAAGCUUUUCUAAAGGAGAUGGGCUGAUGCGAGCCUCCAUAGCCUCCAAAAUGACCCAAAUCAAAGCGGGAAGAAGGGCAUGCCAUGUGGGAGCAAGAAGGUGGACGGUGCCAAAAUGUCAUGGGUGAAUAUAAAAAUCCCCUCCCGGGAAUUUUUAACAGGGGCUAUUCCCCGGGGUAAAUCAUGUUUUUCUCGUCCGGGGAUUCAAAGAUCCAACGCGGGGAUCGGGAGUAUGACGAGUUAGUUUAAUUGUCGACUUAGGAUUUUUUUUCUUUUAUGUAUUUGGAUGAAUUUGGUUGUCCUAUGCUAUAUAAAGGCUUAAACACGAG